UUGAUGUUCGUGUUUUAUUGUGAAUAAAACCCACGAUAGUAUAAUUUGAAAGGAACAACUUAUCAAGAAGAUGGCGACUUCGCAGUCGCUUACGGGGCAGAUGCGCGCUGCCACGCGCGAGAUCCACAACGUCUCGGACAAGUACGGGCGUAGCUGCAUACUGCGAUGCGUGUUACGUAACAAUGAUUCGAUUUCUGUGUCUUUUAGUCUAGUGAAUCUGAAGUUGGUAGUGGCGCUGACGGACAAGCAGCUGUACGGCCGCGCGCUGAUGCUCUUCUACUACGUGUACGCGCAACUGGAGUCGGUCAUCCUAGAGCACAAAGAUCACGAAGCCUUUCGAGGUCUCUACGAGAUUAUCAACGUGAUUGCCAGGGCUGACGGCAUCGCCAAGGACCUUCGCUUCUACCUUGGUGAGGACUGGAGCACCAAGUACCAGCCAACUCAGGCCGUGCAAGACUACGUCAAGCAUUUGCAAGACCUGGAGAAGAAGGACCCGACCUUGGUGCUGCCGUACUGCUACCACAUGUACAUGGCGAUGCUCGCGGGUGGGGCGAUGAUCAAGAAGUUGGUCAAGAGAAACUUUGCGCCGCCGGAGGGGGAGGGGCUCAACUGUUUUGCCUUCGACGUCAAAAGUAACAAGGUGACUUAUGCGGCAAAUACUCAGAUUUGUUAGUUUAUUUUAUUGUCUGAAUAUUAACGUUGGUGUGUGUGCGGCAGGCUCUUCGUGACACGGUCAAGGAGAAAAUUGAUGCUGUAUCUCACGACGAAGAGACCAAGAAGCUCAUUCUCGCUGAGUCUAUGACGUGCUUCAAGAUGAACAACCAGGUUGUUCGAAGCCUCGACGGUGCAGGUAACCACGUGAUGAAGUUUAUCGUGAAAUGGCUCGUCAUCAUCUCCCUCAUCCUUGUGACGUUUUACGCCGUGCUGCCCUAUCUCAUCCGCCGAAACUAGUGCAGUCUUGUCACAUUUUGAAAUUACUUGUUGAUUUCCAUUCUGCGUUGUGAACGCACCUCUCACCCCAUUUAUUAGGCAAUAACGUCUCAAAACCGAGUCAUCUAGACACAAGUGGUUCUGCAACGCUAGUAUUGUCGUGAACACAUCGAAUACUAAGUAAGAGGCAUGAAUUUUAUUCAAUUACGCAGUAGUCGAGGGAGGCUACUACUUCAUGCAUUUCUUUCGAAAGACUGUUGUCAUUCUGUAAGAUUAUUUAAACAAAGAAUCAAACUACAAAAUGUCACUCGUGACUACCCCA
Messenger RNA from Phytophthora nicotianae INRA-310, 1252 nucleotides. RefSeq lists its product as hypothetical. Gene Ontology annotation, molecular function: heme oxygenase (decyclizing) activity. Bases 71 to 673 code for a protein of 200 amino acids. Lineage: Eukaryota; Oomycota; Peronosporomycetes; Peronosporales; Peronosporaceae. The transcript has 7 exons. The record is from RefSeq and is a predicted model, not a curated record. Gene Ontology annotation, biological process: heme oxidation.